AUACAGUGAAGUAAGUUAUCGCGCAUGCGCUACACAGCAGACGACGCGAUAAACAUCCCGAUUCCAGGAACGCAGAAUAUGAGUUGAAAAAAACAUGUAGGAUCUAUAAAAGUCGACUCCGGUUUGGAUUUGUCAAAACUUUUCCCAUCACCUCGUCGUGAUCAACAUCAGGAUCAAUUACGAUGAAGUAUUCACACCUAGAAGCGUUCAUCGUCGCUGUGUGCUUAACGUCACUGUCUGCUGUACUGGUUGAAGCUGAAAGGGGGUUAGUUAUCACAUUUCCCGAGACAGUCUAUCUGAACUCAACCGAGAAAGUAUGCUUCACAGCAGCAAAUGUCAGCGGAAACAUGCAAGUCCGAGCAAGGCUAGUGCUCCCGGGUUAUGCACAUCCUUUCAGCACCUGGAUGGGUACGGAGAGGGAUGGAUGUGUGGACAUUUCCACAAAUACUCGUUACUAUAGAUCCCGAGCUGUUCCAAGAACAGGAGAACUCCUUGUGGAGUGGUCUGUGGAACGAACGCCAGGUUCUCUGUUCGUGGAGAAGACCUACAGGAAAUCUGUUACUGUGGCCCCUGUGAAGAACCAGACGUUCAUUCAGUCAGACAAGCCUAUCUAUCAGCCAGGACAGAAAGUUCUGUUCAGAGUGCUGACUGUGCUAUACCCGAAAUUGCUGCCCGAUACGGAAAAUAAAAAAGAUGUAUGGAUCACCUCUCCUGGUGGAACUAGAAUGCAACAGUGGAGAGAUCAGGUCAGUAGCGAUGGCCUCUUGGAUAUGGCCUUUGAACUCCUGGAAGAAUCCGAGCUCGGGAACUGGACGAUACAUGUGCAGGUGCAUGGUGGGAGGACGACCAUCCAAGAGUUCAAAGUUCAGGAGUAUGGUAAGAGAUACAUUUGUACAGAUCAUCAUUUGUGUGUACACAGAAAGAAACCUGUUGUCUUGACCUCUAGGUCAGCUCUCGAUUUGGGUUUGACCAUAGUCAGGGCUAUUACGCACAUUGAUUGGUUCGGCUCAAUAUCUUUUGACUGA
This is a messenger RNA of Strongylocentrotus purpuratus (purple sea urchin), 1025 nucleotides long. Its product is annotated as ovostatin. The transcript is spliced from 5 exons. Gene Ontology annotation, molecular function: endopeptidase inhibitor activity. NCBI's taxonomy places the organism in Eukaryota, Metazoa, Echinodermata, Echinoidea, Camarodonta, Strongylocentrotidae. Bases 183 to 1025 code for a protein of 280 amino acids. The record is from RefSeq and is a predicted model, not a curated record.